AUGGCAACCUCCACGCGCCUGGGACCUGAAACAGACAUCAACCGUCGCACCUCCCUCGGCUUCCUUCGUCGUUCUAAAUCCACCGAACCCCUAGGCGACAAAGCUCGCAAGAAGAUGUCUAAAACCCAAGCCAUGGAAGAUGAGAUGCGUCGUCAGCGCGAGUCUUAUGCCCCUAAGGUCCCUCCCCGCUUGCCUGAUCUUUCCCCCGCCCCGCAACUGGAAACUUUUGGAGGUGAGGAACGCGAUAAGGUCGCAGCCCGAACACGCCAGCCUGAAGCCCCCGCGCCAUCUAUGGCUGCGCCAACAAACACCGUGGAUCCCUAUGCGCGCUCUGAGAGCAUGACCCACCGUGGUCGGUACAGCUAUGCUAGCAGUGCUGUCAGCACCGUCAACAGCCCCCGUCGUGUGCGCCGUCGCAAGGACCCUACCCCAUACAAUGUGCUUGUCAUCGGCGCUCGUAACUCGGGGAAAACCUCAUUCCUCAACUUCCUCCGCAGUGCCCUGACCAUGCCCGCACACAAGCACCCCUCACGCACUCCUGAGGAGGUCGAAGAGCUUGAGCGGCAAACCUCAGCCUGGGAAGGAUUCACGUCGCAAUACCUGGAAACGGAGUUCGACGGAGAACGUGUCGGACUUACCCUGUGGGACUCUGUAGGCCUGGAGCGGAACAUCGCAGAUCUUCAGCUGCGCGGCGUGACAGGCUUCCUGGAAAGCAAGUUUGAGGAGACCCUCGCCGAGGAGAUGAAGGUUGUCCGGUCUCCCGGUAUUCGUGAUACCCACAUUCACUGCACUUUCCUACUUCUGGAUCCUGUGCGUCUUGAUGAGAACAUCGCCAUGGCGGAGCGUGCUGCCAAUGGCACGUCCAAGCCCACCGAUGCGCCUGUCAUUGGGAUUCUGGACAAGAAAUUGGAUAUCCAGGUGUUGCGCACCGUGUUGGGCAAGACCACUGUGGUGCCGGUGAUCAGCAAGGCGGAUACGAUUACCUCCGCCCACAUGAGCUAUCUCCGCAAGGCGGUCUGGAACAGCUUGAAGCAGGCCAAUAUCGACCCCCUUGAGAUCUUGACAUUGGAGGACCAGGAAGAUGAAUACUCGUCGUCGGAAAGUGCGGAUGAAGAAGAGCCUGAGACCAAAACCGAGACUGAGAAUGGAGCCAGCGAAGCCAAGGAGUCUGAGACCGCAGCCGAAAAUGUCCCCGGCUCGCCGUCGCAGCGCAGCCAGAGCACUCGCCGGUCCAACGCGUCGCAGGCCACCAACCAGCACGUUCCCUUCUCGAUUCUGUCGCCGGAUCCCCACUCGCUGGCAGCUGGCGACAAACCCGUCGGUCGCCGAUUCCCCUGGGGUUUCGCAGAUCCAUAUGAUGCCGAGCACUGUGACUUUGUCCGCUUGAAGGACUCCGUCUUUUCCGAUUGGCGCUCCGAGCUGCGGGAGGCCAGUCGCGUGGUCUGGUAUGAGCGCUGGAGAACCAACCGUCUCAACCGCAACGGACAGACGACGCAGUCCCAGAAGCAAAACUACGGUGGUCGUCAGGGACCCUACGAUGGCCGUCGCAAGCGAUAA
Molecule: messenger RNA, 1557 nt
Organism: Penicillium roqueforti
Lineage: Eukaryota; Fungi; Ascomycota; Eurotiomycetes; Eurotiales; Aspergillaceae
Gene: aspE
Product: septin
Exons: 2
Coding region: 1-1557 (518 amino acids)
Biological process (GO): cytoskeleton-dependent cytokinesis
Cellular component (GO): microtubule cytoskeleton; cytosol; septin complex
Molecular function (GO): molecular adaptor activity; GTPase activity; GTP binding
Source: RefSeq, a predicted model, not a curated record